Molecule: messenger RNA, 111 nt
Organism: Spirodela intermedia
Lineage: Eukaryota; Viridiplantae; Streptophyta; Magnoliopsida; Alismatales; Araceae
Source: the annotation of a GenBank genome assembly
AUGUCUAGCUUCCCAACUGGUAGACGGGUCCUUUUCCCCCAGAUCAAUGAAGAAGGAAGAAGUCAGCUCCGAAGUCGUGAUAAUAAAUCAGAAUAUUUUAACCGCACUUGA